AUGUUUUCCAAGGCGCACACUAUCGCUCUACUCUCAGCGGUCCUGCUUGGAUCUGCCGAAGCCGGCAACAUCCGUCACAAUCACAAUCACAAACGUGCCGACAUCUGCGCCACCAAAGGCUACGAUCGGGGCGAAGGAAAUUAUUUCUACGACAGCGGCGGCAAGUAUAAUUCGUACUCGGCAUGCUCAGCCGCUUGUGCUGGGGACACCAAGUGCAAGAGCUUCGGAUAUAGCAGCUCCGAGUGCAUGCUCUUCAGUAUUCCUCUGGCAGGCAACUUCGACGCGGACAAAGGCAGCUCGGAUGUGUAUUACGACCGUGGCUGUCUCUCUACUGCUGCAAAGCUGAGUACUUCCACAACAACUACUUCCUCGUCGACCACCAAAAAGUCUUCGACUACUCCAGCCCCCGCAACCAGCAGCACAUCAAAGUCGCCGUCGUCAUCGGUCGCCGCUACCACGCCCACUUCAUCCUCCGGGUCCAGCACAGCUGCCGGGGCCAAAAACCCAACUUCCACUAGCGGUGCUUCCACAACGGUUGCCACCAGCACCACUACUGCCUCUUUGAAUAACCCAUACGCCUCACUAGGCUGUCCUCUCCCUACGGCCCUCGCUGUUUCUGGCUUGAAGUCCACUAUCGACUCGAACGGCAACAACGCCGCAUCGGUCAAGGUGGCCUACGGCAACGGGACCUUCAGCUGCCCAGACACCCCGGGGCAUUGCAACACCUAUAACGGCUUGUUCGACUGCAACUGCGACCCAGACGGCCUGCUGCGCGUCAUCUCGGACGGGCGGUCCUGGCUCUGGAUCCAGGAGUGGUACUGGUGUGACGCUCAAGAGCAAAGGCCCACCAAGGCGUUGUCGAGCCUGGCGCUCACGGCAAACUUCACCUCGCUGGCCAACUACCUGACGUGCGACAAGGCCGGCACGUGCACGCAGUCGAAGCCCAUAACGGUCCCCGUGGAUGGUUAUGGCGGUGGCGGCAUCAUUGGCUUCUCGCCCAUCGAUAUCAAUGGGACUUAUCUGCCUAAUUGCCCGUCCCGAAAUGCUCACUCGCCUAUUGUAACCAAUACGGCCACCUGCACGGGCGGUGCAGCGGCGGCGACUCCUUAG
Messenger RNA from Diaporthe amygdali, 1110 nucleotides. RefSeq lists its product as uncharacterized. The transcript has a single exon. The coding region runs from base 1 to 1110 and encodes 369 amino acids. Lineage: Eukaryota; Fungi; Ascomycota; Sordariomycetes; Diaporthales; Diaporthaceae. The record is from RefSeq and is a predicted model, not a curated record.